Messenger RNA from Desarmillaria tabescens, 1578 nucleotides. RefSeq lists its product as uncharacterized. Bases 1 to 1578 code for a protein of 525 amino acids. NCBI's taxonomy places the organism in Eukaryota, Fungi, Basidiomycota, Agaricomycetes, Agaricales, Physalacriaceae. The transcript has 8 exons. The record is from RefSeq and is a predicted model, not a curated record.
AUGAACGAGCAUAGUCCUGGCUUCUCAGCUGGUGCAUCAGCAGCAGAGAACCCACUGGUCAACUGUACAGUUGCUGUGGCUUUUCCCCCUACAUGGAGGUAUAGCAUCACUGUUCUUACAGUAAUUUCAAAGACGGAUGGUGAUUUCAAAGACAGCUUGCCUGCAUCACUGCCACCACCAGGUCCCACUGCAUCGCCGCCACCAGUCCCUGUCGAGCAGAAGAAACCUGGGCCGAAACCUUGGGCGACACCUGAGCAGUGGACAUUUCUAGAGGGGGGAGUGCCUGAAUAUCAUACCACCCAGUCAGCCAAAGGGAAGAAUGCGGCAAUUGCUAGUUUCAUAAAAGACUUUAUGCCCAGAUUUUGGCUUGAGUUUCCGCUGGAGGGUGCCAGAUCUAAGAAUGGUGAUAUCAAGCAUGUGAGAGAAUGGUUUCAAAACCACAGGUCUGCCAAAAAGGUCAAGAAUGCUGCUCGCAUUGCUGGCAUCUUUGUGAAGCCCAGGACUCACGCGUUAAAGGUGGAAGAGGUGUAUUCAUGCAAUUACUAUGUCGAUCGUGUCAAACUGCUGGUGGAUCAGAGGAAAGUUGAUAUGACCAAAGAGGUGUUUGAGGUGGAGAGCGAGGUGAUUCGGAACCAGGUGUUGGAAUGGACAAAGGAGCAGGUUCCAUUGUCAGUCAUGGAGGAUGGUCCCAUCACUCCAGAAAUUGCGAUUGCUGCAGCUCCUGAUCAAAUAAAGACUUUUAUGAUGGCACUCUCUAAAGCGACAGGGUGCGCAAUGAUGAUGAUAUUUGGAGGACCUGACCCUUGGGAAAACGGCAAGAUCUCAACAUAUGGUUUUCAUGCAGGAGAGGAUGAGCAUGGAAGAACCUUUGGCCAGGUCUUUCCUAAGUUCAAGGAGACAUAUCUAAUGCUGUUUACAAGGUUCCUUCAGCAGCCACAGAUGUCUUCAGUCAAAGAUGCUGUAGAUGUUGAGAUGGAUGUUGGGGAGACCAGGCAGCAAAAGCUAGACGAAGAGAAGAUCAUGGAGAAUGCAGAACCAGAUGACGACAUCGACAAAGAGAGCCAUGAUACUGGUAAUAACAUUGAUGUCAGUGUCCCAGCUGGCAAAGAACUCAGUGCUUCCGAUUCACUGCUUUCACUGUCACCAUCGUCACCUGUACCAUCCACUGAAGUCAAGGCCCAGCCUCCUUCACAAGUUACAAUGCCCAAUUCUCACAUCAAUGGAGACGACUCUCACCAAGCCAGUGAGGAGGAGAAAAUUGAAGAAGAGAACUGUGCUCGCUCUGCGGAACCACUAGACAAAGUUCCCUCAGACAAACAGCCAUCAGAGACGAGGACAUCAGAACCUGCCACUGCUGCUUCUAUUCAGACUGAACUCGAAGAACCCCAGCCAACUGGCACGAAAACUUGUAAGUGCCAAGGCACCUGGGUCAAGGAUGGUCUUACAGUGACACAGGCCAAAAGGGUUCAUUCAGGCCCAGCACCAAAGGAAAUUCUUAUGCUUGCUGAGUGUGCAGAGCUUGAGGGAGGGACAAUAGCUGUACCCAAGGUUCCUAAACGUAGAGCCAGGAAGACAUAG